Danio aesculapii is the source of this 951-nucleotide messenger RNA. Its product is annotated as P2Y purinoceptor 4-like. The record is from RefSeq and is a predicted model, not a curated record. The transcript has a single exon. Gene Ontology annotation, biological process: G protein-coupled receptor signaling pathway. NCBI's taxonomy places the organism in Eukaryota, Metazoa, Chordata, Actinopteri, Cypriniformes, Danionidae. Gene Ontology annotation, cellular component: plasma membrane. The coding region runs from base 1 to 951 and encodes 316 amino acids. Gene Ontology annotation, molecular function: G protein-coupled receptor activity.
AUGAACAGCUCGAAUGUCACCAGUGAGUUUUGUCCAAUAAAGCCUCAACACAUCUCCAUUCCUGUGCUUUAUUGUCUAGUCUUCCUGGUGGGAUUCCUGCUGAAUGUCUUCAGUUUAUGGGUGUUCACAUGCAGGACAGCAGUCUGGAAGUCUGGCACUGUUCUUCAGUUCCAUCUUGCUCUAUGUGACGUCAUCAUAUGUCCUAUGGCACCUUUUAUGGCAGUAUAUUAUCAUACGUCUAACUGGCUUUUUGGGAAAGCUCUCUGCCGGCUCAAAAUAGCUUUAAUAAUCUCUCACAUUAGCAGCAGUAUUCUGUUUCUCACUUCCAUUAGCAUUCAUCGCUAUGUGGCUGUGGUUCGAUUUAAUCGAGACUCUUACAUGAAUCAAAAAGACUUUGUCCAGAAGCUCUGUAUUGGAAUUUGGGUUGUUGCAUUGGUUAAAGGAACUGCAUUAGCAGCGAUUGCAGACACAAGCACUGUAAACAAUUACACUUUAUGCCUCAGCGUUCACCAAGGACAGUAUAUCGACAUUUAUUUAAUGGUAAACUUCAUCAUCUUCAUUCCUGCAUUACUUCUAGCAUUCACUAUUUCUGCAAUCUGCUACAGUCUUGUGGUGCGCUCGAUGUCCCGGCUCGACACUAGCCAUGACAGUGGACGAGCUAUUAAGAGCAAAUCACGUAAAAUGGUUGCCAUUUGUUUGGCAAUAUUUGUUAUUUGUUUCACGCCUAUGAAUGUGGUGCGCAGUGUGGGUGUUGUAGUCAAGAAAUUGUUCCCUCACGAAUGCAGCCUACUUUCAGGAGUUGAAACAGCAUACUAUAUGACAUGGAUUUUGACAGGAGCAAAUUGUUGUCUCGAUCCAAUUAUAUAUUGUUUCAGCUCUAAGAAAUUUUCAAAAAAUUUUCUUAUCUCUCAUACCAGCAUGAGGCUUCAAACAGCUUGUGAUUCUUCAUAA